Ylistrum balloti is the source of this 10758-nucleotide messenger RNA. RefSeq lists its product as uncharacterized. NCBI's taxonomy places the organism in Eukaryota, Metazoa, Mollusca, Bivalvia, Pectinida, Pectinidae. Gene Ontology annotation, cellular component: membrane. The coding region runs from base 1 to 8430 and encodes 2809 amino acids. The transcript is spliced from 16 exons. The record is from RefSeq and is a predicted model, not a curated record. Gene Ontology annotation, molecular function: group II metabotropic glutamate receptor activity. Gene Ontology annotation, biological process: G protein-coupled glutamate receptor signaling pathway; regulation of synaptic transmission, glutamatergic.
AUGAGUGGUGUCCAGUUGCUGUGUACUCUGGUCUUAGUGGUGACUUUGACCAGUGGUCAAAAUCUAGAGAAGGAAACAUGUGAUGCCUCGCGUAGAGAAGUGGACGUCCAGAUGACCAAUGCCAACGCUAUUAUAGGUGGACUGUUUGGGAUGCGAAGUCCAAUUUUGGGGGGAUAUGCUUGUGGUCAGCCUCACAAAGAAAUGAUUCAGGUAUAUGAAGCAGCCAGAUGGGCCCUCAACAGAGUCAACACAUUAAACUACAUCCCUGGAGUCCGCCUGGGGAUGAAGGUGUAUGACACAUGCUUUUCCCAGAUGAUGGCAGUAAAAGCAGUGAACAGAUUUUACCCACAAAUCUCCAGUGCUUCCACUUCCUGUACGACAGGAAGCACCAUCAAUCUAGGUAUCCUCGGACCAAUGUCCAGUUGGACCUCCAAGCCUGUAGCAGCAUUAACAGCCAAGAUUCCUGCCUCUGUUGUGUCACCACGUGCUGUGUCAGCCGAACUGAGUGAGAAGACAGAUUACCCCUACUUUAUGAGAACUACUCCAAAUCUCGUUUCCCAGACAGAGGCUAUGCUUGCUGUCCUUGAAAGGAUGUCAUGGAAGAAAGUGGUGGUUGUGUAUUCUGACAGUGUUUAUGGAAAGGAUGGCUACAAUACCUUCAUGCAUAUGGCAUACAAAAAGUCUGUAUGUAUUAUAAAGGGAAUUUCUAUUCCCGUAUCUGGAUCAGUUACAGAUAUUCAACAGCGAUUGGCAGGAAUCGUCAACUAUGGUGUCGAUGCUGGAUUAUAUGUUGGCUCCGCAACUCUGUCUUUGAAGCUUUUUAGUGCAUUGGAGAACAUACCAGAUGCAGGAAAAUUGCAAUGGAUGUUGACAGAUAUGAAUUUAAUGGAGAGCUACGCAUCACCUCUUGCAAGGGGAACCAUUUUUAUAGGUCCAAGGACGGUCACUGUGACAGAGUUUAGAGAUUACUUUUUGGGCCUUGAUGAGAACAACCCAUCUUCAGAAAACCCUUGGUAUAAAGACUGGUACAUGACCAUGUACAAUUGUCGCUUAAGUGGAGUUAACUACGCGCCCUAUAACUCUCUAAAUCUGUGUCCAAACCUCAGUUCAGCACAAAAAGAAGCUGAUUACAAACAGGUGAUACACGUUGAGACGACCAUUAAGGCAGUAUUUGCCUAUGCGUCCGCUUUACGUGUGGCUCAAGGUGACCGAUGUGGGUCAACAGGAACAUACUGUUCUGCACUCCAAUCUCUCUCUAGUAGCGAAUUUUUCAAUUACCUCCGCAACGUUGACUUCCAGUUUUCCUCUGCACAAGGUAUCACUUCCCUUUUGGGACACAGAGUCAAGUUUGAUAAAAAUGGGGACAUCACUACUCAGGACUUCACUGUAUAUAACUACAAUAAUAAAAAUGGUCCCGGCUACUCCUUUGUGGAGGUGGGAAGUUAUCAGUCUGGUGCCCUUAGUCUCAAUAUACCAGACAUAAUGAUGUACGAUGAACUUCGAACCAGUGCACUUACCAGCCUGCCUUCGACAUCCUGCCCCAGCCCUGGGUGUAUGUAUUGUGAGAUCCCUAGGGACAUGGUGGAAUUCUUGUACACGCCUGGUGAUGUCGUCAUUGCUGGACUGGUCAACGGUCACUAUGCAGGAAUGGAUCCCCUAUCCUGUGGCCUUCCGAGUGGCAUGGGAAUGGCCGAGGCAGUGGCAUUUCAGUACGCUAUCAACACAGCCAAAACUGCACUACCUGGUGUCUUAAACGGUGUGAGUCUGGGAGGACUGGUGGCUGAUAUCUGUAGCCAUCCUCUUAUCGGUAGGAUGUUUAUAAACAACAUCCUAGACGGCCGGAACAACGUAAUGGACAAAAUGGGGCAUAUGGUGGACCCACAUGCAAUCAAAGCUGUUGUUGAUGGACAGGCUGACUUCUCCCUGGGUUUAGGUUCGAAUAUGGUGCCAGAAGUUGGUACAGUAGCAGGCAGUUAUUCGUUUGCAGAUAAGGAAAUGUUUCCAUACUUCACACGAGCCAGUGCAGGAGCUGAGCAGAUGACCACAGCGCUCAUAAAUAUUCUGUCUAAUAUGGGAUGGUUCUAUGUGCAGACAGUCCAGUCAUCCAAUUACGACAUGGAAGUAAUUGGAAAGCUCCGCGAAUAUGCAGCAUUAGCAAAGGUGUGCAUAUCUGCAUCACACAUGGUAUCAGAGGAUGGCAAUUACGAUCAGGUGAUUGACGAGAUUCAGGAAAAACCUGCAGCUGCUGUUGUCAUACUGUUUGUAAACCAGGCAGAUAUCAGGGGCCUGAUGUCAAGUGCCAAGGCUAAGGGUCUUGUUGGCAAGAUGUUGUUUAUUGGAACUGCAAGCUGGGGAAGUCGUCUGAGCUCUGUUUCUGGGCUAGAAGAUAUUGCUCAUGGCAGCCUCAUUUUAGAGCCAAUGGCGUCCCCUAUAUCUGGUUUCCGGGCAUGGAUCAACGGUCUAGAUCCUCGCACAGCUGGAAAUGUUCCAGGCUUUAAGGAAUGGUAUCAGGUUACUUUCAAUUGCUACAUUGAUGCUGAAGCAAAGAGUGACUAUCCAGGAGAAUGUGGAAAUAGCCCUAUCACAAGUGGACCAAAUUACGAAAAUCCAUUCCAGUUAUCAUACAUGAUUGACUCUGUGUAUGCUGUCUCUAAAGCACUCGAUGCUACAUUAAAGCAUUACUGUGGUGCCACCUAUACAGGAGUUUGUGUUCAAUUCCGUGCUGAUCCAAAAGCUAUGGAUAUGCUCAACCAUUACAUUCAGAACACUUCGUUCACUGGAGAGUCCAACUCACUUUUUCAGAUGAGACAUGGUGAAGGCACAAACGGAUUCAACAUCCUAAAUUAUAGGCAGGGCAGUGGAUAUGUUAACGUUGGUAACUACAACGUGAGAGAAGGGCUGUUUACACUGGCUGCCAAUAAUAUUCAAUACCCAACUGGGACUGGAGCAGAUUUCAAAUCUAGUUGUCCUGGAAGUUGUGCCGAGUGUAGCUAUGUUGCUGCAUCAUCUAAUGCCAUGGUUGAUAUUCCAGGAGAUAUCCAGAUCGGAGGCAUGUUUGGUGUACACUCUGUGUCCGAUUAUGAUCCGUUUGCCUGCGGAUGGUUGAGGGCUUCUAAUGGAGUACAGUUCUUUACUGCAGUCACAUACGCCCUUCAACAGAUAAAUUCCAAAAUGUCGCCUGUGAGUUUGAAUGGCGUUUCCUUGGGAACACUUUUAUUUGAUCAUUGUAAUGUCCAGGGACGUUCACUUGAUUUGGUGGCCAAUCUGUAUGCUGGACUUCUGCCUGUAUCACCAAGCAACCCAGAUUCAGAGAUGCUGCAUGCCAGAAAUGUCAAAGCAUGGAUCACCGACAGUACAGCGGCAGUAAUUGACAUGAAGGAUGCCGCUAUGACUCUCAACUUGCCUCUUAUUAGUCCAUUUGCCUCUAGUGAACCACUAAACAAUGAAGAAUUAUUCCCAACAUUCUUCCGUACCGUUGAAGGGGACGUCACUCUAUCAGUUUCCAUGGCAAAACUUGUAAAAUCUAUGAAUUUUAGAUUCUUAACUGUUGUCUAUUCCGAUUCUGAUUAUGGUCUGGCGGGCUUAUCAACAUUCCAAACUGUUGCUUCACAGGAGGGACUUUGUAUUCUUCAAUCUUUCAUGGUCAGCGAUUCUUCUCCAGCAGCAGACAUUGUACAGAAUAUUGCGAUUAGCACAAGUCAGGUAGUUAUAAUGUGGACCAAUGCUGCUGACUCAAUAGCUAUGUUCCAAGCACGUAAAAACAAUGUAGCAGCUGCCAACAUCCUGUACGUGUUUCCCAUGCCUAUGAUGACAUUAGCAGAACAGUAUGGUAGUGGAGGAAAGUCGUUGAUGUUGAAUAUUAAAACGGGAAAUGUGCAGGGUUACCUUGACUACAUGACGUCGUUAACAACAAUGGAGAUGUUUUGGAAAUAUCCUUUCUUGAUUGAGUACUACAUGACUCUGUUCCUUUGUGAUUUGCCAGGCGUAUCAGUGUUCAAGACUCCAUGUACAUUCCCACUGAGACCUUUCAUGGACAGUCCCUCCUUCUCCCAGGAUAACUAUGUGGUGCCAACCAUCAAUGCAGUGUACUCGUUUACUGCCGGCCUGGAUGCCCUACUGAAGGAAAAGUGUGGACCUGAUUAUGAUGGAUUGUGUACAGCUUUCUUAACCAUGGAUUCCAUGAGUGAAACUCUCAUGGAGAAGAUGGAAGGAAUCUCCUUUGUUGAUCCGACUGGAAGCACCUUCCGUUUCCUAGAUCGAGAGGGCAAUACUGGACUUGACUUAUUCUAUUAUGAUGGUACAACUACAAAACUGGUCGGCGACAUUGCCGGAGCUUCACUCCAGAUUACUGAUCCAACCUUGAAAAGCCAAGUUGUUAAUACAGCAUCCGCAUGCUACAGUGACCCCUGUACAAUCUGUAUAAACAACAUCAAUACCUUCAACUUCACCUAUAAAGAGGGAGACAUCUUAAUAGGAGGUAUUUUUGAUGUUCAUGUCCGGGACUUGACCCCUUUCUCCUGUGGCGAUCUCAAGACUCUCCAUGGGUUCCAGCUCUUAGAAGCCUUUAACUAUGCAAUUGACAAAGUCAACGACAAAUCUGGUAUCUUUGCAAAUGUUCUCAAGAACGUCAAACUUGGAGGUGUGGCACUUGACUCGUGUGAAAGUGCAAUUCGCACUGGAUAUCUUGUGUCCAACAUCCACAAUGGAUUGACCAAGUUGACCCAUAAUGCGCAGACAGUGAACCCUGAAAAUAUCAACAUGUACAUUGGAGCCUAUUCUAGCGACAGUUCUAUAUAUCUGGCCAGGAUUUUAAAAGCUUUGAAGAUUCCCCAAAUCAGUUACGCUUCAACAAGUACACAGUUACUAGAUACCAUAAGAUAUCCUUAUUUCCUGCGAUCUGUUCCAACAGAUGACAAGCAAGUGGAAGGCAUCAUCAAAUUCCUGGAUAAAUUCAACCUGCGAUAUGUCCAGGUGGUGUAUAAGCGUGACAACUACGGAGAGCUUGCUACAGAAGCAUUCACAAACAUGGCUGCCCAAUACAAAAUCUGUGUAUCAAACACCAUUGGAUUCCCUGACAACGGGUCUGUCACCCGAGAAAGUGCCAAUGAAGUGGUGACCUACCUUCUGGAACAGCCGAACGCUAACACUGUUGUUGUUUUUGCUAGCACAGAGUACAUCAAAGGCCUUGUACAAGGUAUCAGCAGGAAUCCAAACGCACAUGGCAGAUUCCACUUUGUUGGAUCAGAAACCUGGGGCAACAAUAUGGAGGCAAUAGCUGGAAACGAAGAACUAGUUAAAGGAGCAGUGACACUUACAUUGGAAUCAUCAGACAUAUCCGACUUUGACAUCUACCUGGGGUCAAAAUCUCCUGGAAACUACCCAGAAAAUCCAUGGUUUCCGGAAUUUUAUGAAGAAAUGUUAAAUUGUUACCUAACCAUACCAAACGGAAAACAUCCAUACCAGUGUACAAGUAUCUCGGAAAAUAUUGUUGCCCAGAGGGAUUACAUUCAGGACCCCGGAAUUCUUCACGUGAUUAACGCCGUCUUUGCUGCAGCUUUUCUCAUUGAUAAGACACUGAAGGAGACCUGCGAUUCAAACUACACAACAGUGUGCGAGAAAUACCGAAACAACCAGAACCGUCAUGAUCUGUUGAUGAGUCACAUAGAUGAUGUCGAUUUCAGUGAUCCGACAAAUACGCAAUUUGAGUUCACUGACCGUAGGGAAGGCAACAAAGGCUACCAAAUCUACUCCCUAAAUAAGAAAAUGAUCGCUUUCGAUGAAGGAUAUUCUUAUGACAAGAUUGGUUCAUAUUCAUUUACUGGCGACCUGAACAUUGACCCAACUUACUCACCGUCCUGGGACGGCAGCUGUGACCGACAAGACGCCUGCACUGAAUGUCCUACAGUGAGAAAUACGAAGGCACGUGACAUGUCACAGCCUGCUGUCAAUGCCAAUGCUGCUACUUUCCUUCUUGUAUUGGACGGCCACAAUCAAGGUUCCGAUCCAUUUAGAUGUGGAACUCUCAAAAUUGGCAACAUUCAUAUCGCUCUAGCAUUUUUCUACACUUUGGAGAAGCUGACUCCAAAGCCGUACGACGUACGAGGUGUAGUUUUGGACUACUGUUCAAAUACUCUUCGAAUUGAUCAGGACCUCUAUAGCUUGCUAGCCGCAGGACAAUUGUGCAGCACUGCUUUUGGAGCUAACGGGAUGGUAAACAAUAAAACCAUUACUGGAAUAUUGACGACUUCCUCAUCAUCCACUGUUGCUGUCAACAGGGUAGUGAAACCUUUGAAGAUCCCAAUUAUCAGUAGUCGGGCAACCUCCGCACUUCUGGCCAACCAAAAUGAUUAUCCCUACUUCUCCCGCACUGUUCCUCCCGAUGACCAUCAGAUGGGUGUGAUUGCUGACAUUUUGGCUUCAAAUGACUGGACCUAUGUUUCUGUUGUGUAUUCAAUGGAGUCUUAUGGCAUUUCUGGUCUAGAACAGCUACAACGGAAUGCCAGGUCUAGAGGAGUUUGUGCCACCAAUGCUGUUGGAAUUUCUGUCCCAGGCAGUAUGGAAGAAGCUAAAGCUGUUGUCCAGGAACUCACAACAUUUGCUGGUGCUAAUGUGGUUGUUCUUUGUACAUUAUAUCCUGAAACCAUAAUGGCCGCUGCAAAGGAGCUAGAUAUGGUUGACCGCUUCAUUUGGAUUGGUACAGAUACCUGGGGACGAUCUCCCACCAUACCUGUUGGAAUUGAAAACAAACUUCAUGGAUUAAUUACUGUAGAUAUACGUAGCGCCAUUGUGCGUAACUUUAUAGAUUAUGUUAAAGAAAUUACGUACAACAGCCGAAAAAAUAUGCCUUUGGAUUGGUUUGAAGAGUUCUACCAAGAAGUACACCAGUGUCAGCUGUCAGAUGCUCAAACACCGGUCACAAAAUUCACAAAUCUCUGUAACAAAGCAGAAAUUAUUACAGACAGUAUGGUGAUGUCCAGUAAUGCAUAUAUCUUACAUACCAUAGCAGCCACUUAUUCUCUAGUUAACGGUCUGAACAUUGUCCGUACUGGAGACUGUAGUCUGGCUGCUACGUUCGCUGACUGUUUCUCCGAUAUGCAUAAUUGGGACCGCCUCCUGAAUGCCAUCCUUAGCACUGACUGGGAUAUGCACAAUACCCUUGAUCUCGAACCACCAGAUACUUUUAAUGUGCGUUUCAACAGCCAGCGUUUUGUUGAUACUGGUUACAACAUUUACACUUACAUGAAUGAUGGAACAGGAUACAAGUACCAUCUGGUUGGUUCCUCCACAGGUAGAACAACAAGUCUAGACGGUUAUGACCACAACCGAGGUGAAAGUUUUACAUCAAAAUGCCCACCAGCUGCUGUUUGUGACUGCGAUGUCAUAACCAAUUCACCUCAAGCUCUUGUUUCAAAUGAAACAGACGAACGUUUCACAGAACCCAGAAAUUACUACUUUUACAAUGAGCGAGUAAAUGACUUUGGACAGACAGUAUUUGACCAAGUGUAUACGUGGCCGAUCUGGGCAAUCGCGAUCGGUGUCCUCACUAGUGCAGGGCUUCUGGUGGCAGUUUUACUUUUCCUGUAUUUCUUGGUAGCCUAUCCCGUUCGAGGCGGCACCACAAUUCUUGGCUUCAUGGUGCUGUUGGGUGUUAUUGGAAUAUAUGCCAUUAAUUUUGCAUUCUUCUUGCCUGCGUCUGAUUCUACUUGUGGGGCGAGGCGGUUUAUGAUGGGAGUUGUAUAUGCCAUCGUCUUUGCUGCGCUUCUUGUAAAAGCCCUUGACAACUGGCGGUACAGUGACAUGGAGUACAGCGUUCGCAAAUACAAAGGACUCACCAGUGCGUGCUCUCUCUUCCUGGUGGCACUUGGGAUUGUGGCCAUUGAAGCUAUUAUUCCAAUCAUGUGGUUGAUCCUUGUGCGUCCCACCGCCAGUUUGUACACAGAAGGAAUGCAGAUGGAUGACUGGUCAUGGUGUGACCCACACGACCUCUAUGAUCGUGCCUUAGUAAUGUCCAUGAUUUUUGUCAUGUUCCUGGUGGUGGUUACGGGAAUUGUGGCAUCUCUUGCCUGGGACAGUGACAGUAAUUAUUACGAAUCACGCUGGAUCUUUGUGUCCAGCGUGUGUACAGCAGGCUGUUUCCUGGUGUGGAUGAUAGUAUCCACCAAUGCAGGACCUCCGUACAGAGACCCUGCGGUCGCAUUAGGAAACUUUGUAAAUGCGACAGCUCUCCUGAUAUUUAUUCCCAUCAGGAAACUGGUGCUUCUCUGUUACCUAAAAAACAACGAUGAGGCAGACAAAGUUCAACAUCUGGGCGAUGAACGUGUAGAUGUAUACUCCACUGUUUACUCAAACCAAGGUUAUGAAGGAGAUAUGUUCCAGCCCAUUGAAUCUAAACACAGCUCCGACAUGGGCUUCGAAAACCACAACUUGUAAUUGAGAUAGAUGGUGAACACAAAUGAUGAUUUAGAUGCAAGGAAAGCUGGUGGCAAAAUGCUUCAUUGACAAAGGCUCCAAAUGACAAGGAACCGUUAUCACCAGCGACAUAGAUGUAUGGAUUUGUCAUCUGCAAGCAGAAAAUAACAUCUUUAUUAAUUAGUUAACACAAGCAUUUUCUGAAUUUCAUUAUCCUACCACUCUUUAUGUGAAAGAAGAAAACCACUUUCAAAAGAUCAUAUAAUCUUCCAGCAGAGGUUUUUUUUAUGUAUUUUUGUCCAAACUUGUUAAAAUUGGAUUACUUGCCACAAAAGACAGAAAAAUUAAGGGCUGGAUGUAUAUUAUGAGAGAAAGAAGAUGUGUGUAUGUGUGUGUUUAAACAAAGUGUAUAUUGUAUGUUUUAAUGAUGGUUAACAUGCAAAGAGGACAAAAGGAUCAAAAACUAAGCUGUUUUAAUAAACAUGCCAUCUUUGUUAAAAAAUUUUACAAAAUGGUAAUUUAUCUUUCAUUUGAUAUUCAUAGAAGUGAAUUUUACACCCAAAAUCUGUUUGUUGAGAUAUUUUUUAUUAUUUAGGAUGAAAAUCUUGAGAAAUUUAUUUCUUUUUCCUCCACAUGUUUGUCUUACAAACUGUUGAUUAUUUUCAGUGCUUUUUGGAUUCAUGUUUAAAUCAUAUUCAAGAGUUUAGUGGGUCACAAGUUUGAAAGUUAGUUCAAUGUUUGACUUAAAAGCAUAUCCAUAUCAUUAUUAUUUGAUAAACUUAUAAACAUUCUGAUUUCAUAUCCUGUUUACUCAUUUUCUACGGAACAUGCUCAGACGAGAAUAGUGUGUUUCAUUAAAAGCUGUAAGAAGGUACCACUCUGAGACAAUCUUAAUAUGGUCGUUAGGCACAGGUAAUUAAUACAACAAGGAGUAUUUCAAGUGGUCUUCUUACACUGGUUGUUUAGAGAUAUCAAAGGUUCUCAAUUUUUGUAUUUUUAAGACUUUACUGUCUCAAAUUUUAAACUUUUGAUUUUUGCACAUAAUGAAAAUCAGUUUUGACUGAGUGUAUGAUUAUAGCACCAGCCGUGUUUCAAACAUCACACAGAACGGUGAUAUCAUCUUUUAAAAUCAAAUAUGAAAUGUCCAUUUUUGUGAUUGCUGCAAUACAGCAAACUUGUAAGAAGGAAUGAAUGCUAAGCAUAAAGUUAAUGAUAAUUUGGGCUUACCUUUAAAUAAUGGCAAUGUUACUGCUUGUAUGGUUACGCAAAUAUCACUGACAAAGGAAAUGUGUGUACGUUCCUGUACAUGUUCAUUUUGUUGUAAAGAAAAAAGUUACUAGUUCUCUUAGGGGCAUAAUGAUACUGUUUACUUCAUUAGCAAAGAUUCACAGAUGACCCUAAAGUUUGAUGGUGAAAAUGAAUGGAUAAAGUAAAUUGACGUAAAGUCUUGAAAUUUUAGGUCACCUGAGACAAAGACAAAUAGCCUAUUGCAACCUUCAUCCAGAGUCGUGCAUCUGUAAACAGUUUAACAUUUUCGACUUCUUCUUAAAAACCCCUGAACCGAUUUCUAUGAUAUUUUGCAGAAAGCUUCCCUGGCUUAAGAUGAUGAGAAGUUGUGAAUUUCACAAUCCCUACCCAACAGGGGCCUGAGGGCCGGGGCUAAAAGGGGUCAAAUUGACUUGGAUUUUAAAAAUCUUCUUCUCAACACCCAGAUAUGGUAGAAUCAAAUAUUCUUCAUGAAUUAAAGCAUCUUAAGGUACUUUACAAAAGCUGAGAAUUUCAUGGCCCCAGGGUCUCACAUUUCCCCAUCGGGAGGGAGUAAAGUUUAUUAUAGUUUAUAUAGGAAAACUAGAUUUUUGAGAAUAAUUUGUGAUCAAGUGCUCUGUGAAUGAAAGCAUGGAAGGUGCUUUAAUUUCCAAAAUAAGUCUCCCAUUUCUUCCUGAGGAGGAAGUUUUAUUAGACUUAAGUUUUCAUGUAAAAGUUGCUCUUUGGAAAUAACUUUGUAGGAAUUAUUAGUAUAGGAUGACAGUUUCGAUGGUAUGUAUGUAUUGACACUGGCUUACUAUAUUCAGUGUCACAAUUUCUGUUUCGUUACACUUAACUGCUCUUUAAGCUUUAUAUUCAAUAUUGCUUGCCUCAGGUGACUGGCAAGGCCCGCUAGGCCUCUUGUUUAUUAUCUUACCCUACAGUGUUAGGGGAGGCAAGUAUGUGUAUGGUUGUUGAUGAGCCUGUAUGAGGACUAUGAUAAGUUAGAUGUUGAUAAGGCAAUUGUAUCUCUUGUUUAGUGCUGUUCAGUAAUCCAUACAAAGCGCUAAUGCAUUCCACGAAAAAAACAUAUCGUAUAUAUAU